Molecule: messenger RNA, 189 nt
Organism: Protopolystoma xenopodis
Lineage: Eukaryota; Metazoa; Platyhelminthes; Monogenea; Polystomatidea; Polystomatidae
Source: the annotation of a GenBank genome assembly
AGCCUCGUCGCAGAAGUGCUCGCUCAACGUCUGCAUUCGCCUCCGCCUCUUCUCACUCUUCUUGCUCUUCUGCUUCUCCUAAUGCUCAUCAAAGUCGUAACAGACGAGCUGUGCCUGAGUCCAGUGAGGAUACAGGCUCUCGGGGCAAUCGAGCACCUCGUCGAUCCAGGUCACCACAUGGUGGCAUGA